This is a messenger RNA of Cyprinus carpio (common carp), 1192 nucleotides long. RefSeq names its product BCL2/adenovirus E1B 19 kDa protein-interacting protein 2-like. The coding region runs from base 196 to 990 and encodes 264 amino acids. The transcript is spliced from 8 exons. Gene Ontology annotation, cellular component: cytoplasm. Gene Ontology annotation, biological process: apoptotic process. The record is from RefSeq and is a predicted model, not a curated record. NCBI's taxonomy places the organism in Eukaryota, Metazoa, Chordata, Actinopteri, Cypriniformes, Cyprinidae.
ACGAUGCCUUGGGCUGAUAUUGCACGUACAGCAGCUGUAGGGUUGUGGGCGGGGCUUUGAAACUGCUCUCUCAGGUGCGGAGGCUGCGUCAUCAGGUGUGACGCGCCCUGAUUGGCUGAAUUUUUUGUUUGGAAUGAAGGUUAUUUUGCUCUGGUGAGUCAUUCAGAAAACAGAAAGACCUCGGCUUUCCCCGACAUGGAGCUCCGGGAGGAAUGGCAGGAUGAGGAGUUCCCCAGACCUCUCCCUGAGGACACACAGAGUCCUGGCGAUGAAGAGGAAAGCCCUGGAACUGAGGGAAACAGGCCUGACCCUCCAACUAGCCUGGCCCUGACAGGUAAUACCGUCAGGAAGAAGCGACUAGUGGCGCCAAAUCUUAGUUUAACACUGGACAAAACCUCUACUGACCGGAGCAUGAAAUCUGACGAGUUUGAUGCUUCUGCCCUUUCACCAUCUCCUGAUGAUGAUCUAGAGAUGGACAUUAACCUGGAGGCCCUAGAGACACCCUCAGACAGCGAGUCUUACAACUUUCCAGACAGCAUGCACGACUUAGAGUGGGAAGAUGAUCUUCCCAGGAUGGGCAAAGCAGCAAUCAGAAAAGCCAGUUUACUGGAGCACGCAGAGAUGGGACACCUGGACUUGGAUCAGGUGGACAACAAUGGGCGACGAUGGAGACGAUUUCAUAUUGGCGGCCAAGACUACCAAGUCAACAUGAGCGUUCUGGAGCCAUACCUUCAAGUUCUUUCCCACGGAGGAUAUUUUGGGGAUGGAUCGACAGCCAUCAUUAUGUUCACCUCCUGCUACCUACCAGAAAAUACAACAGAACACUAUGAAUAUGUAAUGGACAAUCUCUUCAGGUACAUUAUUGGCACAUUGGACUUGAUGGUGUCUGAGAAUUACAUAUUGGUGUAUCUGUGUGGAAUGGCCCCUCGCAAUAAGAUGCCUGGGAUUAAGUGGCUUCGACAGUGUUACAUGUCCAUCGACAGACGGUGAAGGUCAUUCUCAUAAAUGUUUUAUGUGAGGAAUUUGUAAACUCUGGAAAUUCAGGGUCGACUUAUCAUGUGAGAUCAAUUUGGGAAAUGAGGAACUAAGGAGUGUGGGAUGCUCUUGAAAGCCUGAUUUGUCAUUCCUGCUGGCUCUGUUGCGUCAUUGCAUGAAGUUUCCUCUGCGAUCACUCAUAAGCUGCUGACUGUAC